This is a messenger RNA of Phaeodactylum tricornutum CCAP 1055/1, 1237 nucleotides long. RefSeq lists its product with no specific name. The record is from RefSeq and is a predicted model, not a curated record. The coding region runs from base 101 to 1237 and encodes 378 amino acids. The transcript has a single exon. NCBI's taxonomy places the organism in Eukaryota, Bacillariophyta, Bacillariophyceae, Surirellales, Neidiaceae.
UUGUUUGCAUCUGCAACAACGCCAGUCGUGGAAAAUAAUAGCGCUGAUGGUGUCCCACUGAUUCGGUACGAACUUCUACAAAGCCCCUUUUCUGAUUAUCAUGAUUGGCACGGGAGAAAGCUUACCCACGAGAGGCUUGUCGAGUUGGACGGCCAAAUUGCGCGAAACGGCACAGGCGGCAGCCUCGGCCGCUGCAAAUUUCCAAGGCCUCGACGGGAUGGCGGCCAAAGACGAUUACAUUCAUCACGAUCAUCUUAACGUCCCCGCCCAUCGACAACGGCAUCGCAUAGAUCCCCACAGUAUCGCCGUAAGGGGCGAAUCGCCAACAGUCGCAUCGGCGCCGACUCCGUUCCCGAAUGAUCAUCUUCGGAGCGACCAGCGAACGCCAACGGCAUACCUACAGAAACAGCAAAUGGAGACUUGCUCACAAGCUUCAGAAACGACAUCGCCACCCAGAAUAAAGCGCUUGACAGAAACAGCAGCGACCCUACCACAUCAUGUCUUAUCAAAGCAGACUUCGAACAUUCCUUUACUUUCCGUUGUCUCGGAUGCGAUUUCGGACGCGACCCCUCCGGGCGCCGUCGAACCGACAGCGAAGUUUUCGCCGCAUCACUUACACGAAUCACCCAGGCAUGAGCUCUACUACUACGAUGACAGUGACGAAGAAGACGGGAUCGCUGUAGAGAACGACCCGAUAUUUGACUCGUUAUUGCCACAAGAUUCCCGAUGCCGAACGCCAAAGGCACCUACUCAUACCGAUAAGAAAACGAACUCUCCCAAACAACACCGUUUCUUGCAAGAUCUAGAUCAGCGUCUUUCCCGCCCACUCGAUAUUGAACAAGGGGGAGAAGAAACGCUACAGGAGCAUAGCAGAGGUCAGGAGAACGCAUGGCGAAAUUUGCUACCUUGGCAUCGUUCGCAACCAAAACGGUUUGCACCAACCCGACCGGAACCACCGCUUACUCGUGCCAAAUUUCAGUCGCAAUCCACAAAAAAUGUUGAUGCGUUUACUACGGUCCAUUCGACGUCCAUGUUGGAUAAGAAUGACAUAGAGGUUUUGGGCAGAAUGAAAUUACAGACUAGCAGUAGUAGCAAUCCAGGGAGCCCUAUAAUUGGCAUCGUCCUCACAGUCUGCCGAGAUCAUCCCCGGGAAGCGUUCAUAGGAGGAACGCUGCUCUUGAGCGCCACCGUCUUUUUCUAUGCCCGUCAAUUUUCCGCCCAAGACAAUGUAACAUAA